Branchiostoma floridae (Florida lancelet) is the source of this 14802-nucleotide messenger RNA. RefSeq names its product nebulin-like. Bases 121 to 13479 code for a protein of 4452 amino acids. The transcript has 24 exons. The record is from RefSeq and is a predicted model, not a curated record. Gene Ontology annotation, molecular function: actin filament binding. Lineage: Eukaryota; Metazoa; Chordata; Leptocardii; Amphioxiformes; Branchiostomatidae.
UUGAGGAGUGUUUGAGGAAAGCCUUGCGCAGCCCAAACUAACGGGUCCAUCAGACCUAGUACCUGAGCGCCUCAGGGUUCGCAUAGUGUCCAGCGUAGGCAUUCCUAAAAUCGAUAAAUUAUGAGCCAUCCUAAAUUCGAUAGUCAGGAAUCCGCGCCGUACCAACAGGGCGCGAUGUGGGUGCUUACUGGCUGCUCACGGCUUGCCCUUGUUAACUGUAAUAACAACAACAACAAUGGCAGUAGUGAUGAUGAGAAUGAUGGUAACGGUAACGCCCAGCCUGGUGAACAUGAAACCCCUGCUGCAUACAACCCAGAGCAAAACCCUGGUCAGGAAGAUACUGAAUCUGACAAUGCAGAUCAGGCAGAAGGUAAUGGUGCCUUUGGCACAGAAGGUGCACAAGAUCAAGGUCAAGGAGAUGAUAGUCCUCCACCAGGAGAAGCUCAAGAAGAAGAACCACCUCAAGAAAGUCCAUCCAUUGAGGUAACUCCUCCAGAAGACAGCCCUCCUCAGCAAGAUGUCUUUGAGGAGGAAACUCAACCGAAGGAACCAGAAGGACCCAUCAUUGAGAUGGCACCAAGCCCUACGGUUGAAGACACGGGGAUAGAACAAGCCAUGGAGGCAGAAGAGGGCCCCUCAGAGCAGUUCACAGAGCUGCCUUUGUCUACAGACGCUCCUUUAGAACCAAUUCGAACUCCUGUUGUCGAGGAGCCUGAAGAGGAACAACCUGCAGAGUAUGAGGAAGCCGAAGAUGCUCUGAUUGACUUUGACCUCCCCAGUCCACCUCCUGAAAAGGUGUCCCCUGAUGAGCACAGGGGAGUAUCUCCUAGCAAGGAGGCAACUCCAGAGGAAAGACCUGUUUCUCCCAGAGCAACAUCUCCUGGAGAAGAAGCUGUUCCUCUGGAGAGGCCACCUUCUCCGAUGGAAGAAGACGUCUUCGUAGAGCCUGCCUUCCCCAGCCCUGCAGAAGCUACGGGACGGCCAGAUGUCCCCACCCCACCUUAUAUGGAACAGGCUCCAAGCCCUGUGGUACCGGAUGCACUCAUGGAGGCAGUGGAACCCGAAGUUCCAGAAACACCCAUGGAACCGGACUUCCCCAGUCCUCCUUCAUAUGAAACCUUAACGGAAGACGUUGUAAGAGAUGUUCCCGUCCGUGUCGAGAAACCUAGCCAACGUACAUCGUCGGUGUUCACCAAUCCAGAUGAGCUUGAUGAAGAAGAGGUUGGAAACCCUCAUCCUUUUGCAGGAAAUCCAGGCCACAAAACUGGCAAUCCACAUCCACACAACCCUGGCAAUCCACAUCCACACAACCCUGGCACUCCUCCGCCUAUUGAGGAGAAAUCCAGCAGUCCUCAGCAAGAACAUGUAUCAGGAGGAAGGCUGGUAAAAACUGGGUCAUACAGCUCAUACCAGUAUGAGGAAAGCGUCCGUGAAGUGAGGUCCUCCACAAAGCAAACCAUCAGGGAAGUUGUGACCUCCGACGGCAAGGUGGUCUCAAAGCAAGAGUCUGAGGAAACAUCCCACGCUGAAGCGUCUCAGGCAAGAGCUAAAUCUGAAACCAGCCGGUCAGAUGGUAAGCAAACUGUAACAACAAAGAGAGAGGCAGAGGAAUCCAUGCAGGCCUUAGAGAUGCAGAAGAAAAAGAAGACCACGUCAGGCGGCGUAACAACCGUUGAGCCCACUCAGGGAAUGAGAGCAAUGGAGAUGGAGAAGAAAGCGAAGGCUUCAACCACCGUACAACAAGCGGUUGGUGCAGCAAUGGAGGUAGAACCCCCUCCACCUAUCCCUCCGUUGCCAGUGGAGAUCGGCCAAGUGACCAUAAAACAAGAACCAGGGACACUGAGGGGUAUUUCCCUCAAAGGUGUGUCCAAGUCUCGUGGCGGAGUGAAACACACCAUCAAAACCACUAAUGCCCUGAGUGAGGAAAGAUCUAGCCAAGUUACCACGUCUGCGAUGAGUGAACAAAGAUCUAGUCGUGUGACUACAUCUUCACAGAGUGAACAAAGAGCUAGUCAUGUCAGUUCUUCUUCAAUGAGUCAAGAAAGAGCUAGCCAUGUCUCUACAUCUGCAAUGACUCAAGAAAGAUCUAGUCAUGCCACUAGUUCUGCAAUGAGCCAAGAAAGAGCUAGCCAUGUUACUAGCGUCAGGGCGGCAAAAGCUGUCCAUACAGGCGUUACAAAGAAGGUGGAAAGCCAACCCAAGAUCGUUGUGGCACGUCGGACCGAAACCGUGAAGAUCCAACUCCCAAGGGGGUCCAGGGAAAGAGUGCUCCGUAUUAAGAUCCGUUUCGGUAAGAAGGACAAACCAAACCGACUUACAGCAUAUGCCUGGUCGCAACUUCGUUGGCCAGCAAUUACGGAAGUGAAAACACAGGAAGAUGUGAGUGAAGACACUAGAUACGUCUACAUCCUCCUUAAAGAAAUAUCUCCAGAUCGUGUGGCUAAGGAGUCCUGUCUCAGGGUCCAAGUGCCCCCUUUGAUCGAGCAGAGUAUCAUGAAGAUAUCGGCAGAGACAUCCCGCAUGUUGGUGCAGCAACAGAAAGUCAUCUACAAAGCUCAUGAGAGGAAGUAUGGCAGUGGGCACAAGUACAAGUUCACCGUACAACAGGCAGUGCCUCCUGAGCUAGAUGAGAGUCCUACUCUCAGUGCCAGGGAUGCAAAAUCGAUGUUUGAGAUGGCCCGAGCAGAAGAGCUGAGGCAGCGAAGGCAUGUAACCCGGCAUGAAGUCGGACAAAUGAAGGAAAUGUUCGAGCGGGGAGCCAGCGAUGCCGAGGAUUAUGAGAGAGAACCAACUCAAAUUACACGCCAAGAAGUUGGUGAGAAGAAGGAGGCCUUCGAGAGAGGAGUGAGCGAGGUUAGGAUGGCGGAGAGGGAAGAGAUCCAAGUGGCACGCCAGGACAUCGGCCAGAAGAAACAGCUCUUUGAGAAAGUUGCCGAAGGCCAUUGGGCCAGUCGAUACAUGGACUCUGACGAAGGUGGAGAAGCGCCCGAGAGACCACCUCCUCCAAGGUUUGAUGUCGGUCAGAAGAAGGAGAUCUUUGAAAAUGUUGGGCAGUCUUGGAGGAGGACCGACUCUGAAACUGAAGAGGCUCUCCAGAUGAUAACUCAGCAAGAUGUGGUGAGAAAGAGAGAGCUCUUCGAAAGGGGAAGGAGUGGAAGUGAAGAAGAAACCCCAGAAAGGCCCCCUCCUCCGAGACAGGAUGUUGGCCAAAAGGCAGAGCUGUUCGAAAAAGUCGGGCAGUCGUGGAGGAGAACCAACUCUGAAACUGAAGAGGCUCUUCAGAUGAUAACUCAGCAAGAUGUGGUGAGAAAGAGAGAGCUCUUCGAAAGGGGAAGGAGUGGUAGUGAAGAAGAAACCCCAGAGCGGCCCCCUCCUCCUAGACAGGAUGUUGGCCAGAAGGCAGAGCUGUUCGAAAAAGUCGCCGUCGGCCAGUUUGUCAGGCAAGAGGGAGAAGAGAGAGAGCGCGUGAUUCCUAUCAGGCCGCCUACGCCCUCCCAUGAAAUGAUCCAGAAGCGAGAGAUGUUCCAGCAGUUCUCACAGGGUCGUUGGAGCAGCUCUGAGACAGAAGAGAGGGAAGAGAUACAAAUCGCAGCAGGCGUAAGCACCAAGAAGGAACUGUUCGAAAAGGCCGCAGAGGCUAAAUUGCUUCCUCCACCAAGCCCCAGACGGAUGCGUAGAAGGAUUCGCUCCGACAGUUUCCGAAGAUCGAUGUCGUCGGAUGACGAAGGGACACCAGAGAGGCCGCCGCCACCGCGCCCGCCGCCUCCCGCGCCCGCCCCGCCCACUCCCUCUCCUCCUGCCUCUCCGGUAACUACAGCCCCACCGUCUCGCCCCCCACCUCCCCCCGAAGGGGAAGAAGGUGAAGACUGGAUGGCUUCAGUCUCGAAAUGUGUGGAGAUGUACGAACGGGAGGUGCAGAUCAGAGGAGAGAGAAUGAAGCUGAAGACCAUCAGGAGGGAUCCGACGCCUGUGCGCCGUCAACCUCGCUCCUGGCCUCCAACACCGCCAAGCUCUCCUGCUGAACCGAUAUCCCCCAUGCGCCGAACCCGUAGGUCGCCCUCCCCAGGACCCCCUGUGGCAGACCGUCCACGGGGAAGAGAGCCGCCACCAGUUGCAAGGAGGUUCAGAGACCGCAGCCCUGCUGUUCAUCGCGAGCACUCCUCAGAAAGGAGGCUGACAAACCUGGCCCAGAACAUCCUCUCCCAGGAGGGUUUCGAGGAGUACAGGGCGGUUCCGCAAGACACCUACCAAGUUGUGGUUGACCCCUUCCUGCAAAAGGCACAGGAGGUCACCAAGCUGCUCAGUCGGGCUGAGUAUGAGAAGGAAGCCAAAGACAGGAUGUGGCGCUACCAGGGCGGCCUCCCUGAUGAGGCAGAGGCAAGGCGUCGUGCAGAGCUCGCCAGAAUGCAGAGCGACGUCCGCUACAGAGAUUAUCCCAGGUACCUGGAAGCCAAGCCAGGCAUGGUGGCUGUUGUCGACAGGUGGAUGAUCGGGCAGAAGAAGCAAACUCACGAGCAGAGCACUGUGGAGUAUCCACGCGACCACCCAAAAGACAUGACCUGGCGACUCAAGUACCAAAGCACGCCGGACGACACCGUGACAAAGCGUGCUCAGGAGGUAACCCACAUCAGCAGUGAACUGGAAUAUCAGAAAAGGGCUAAACAAACGAAGGACCGGUACACAGCCAUCACUGAUGAGCUGCAGCUUGAGACACAAAAAGACGCUGCCAGGAUGCAGAGCUCUGUUUCCUACGUCAAAGAUCACCCCUUGGCCAUGGAAAAACGACAUGCAUACACCUCAGUGGAAGAAGACCCAAGCUCUAAGCAUGCCAAAGAUGCCUACAAAAUGUCCAGUCAGCUUGAGUACGAGAAACGGUAUAAGCAAGAAGUGCUAGGACAUGUCGGGUAUAUAGAGCUUGACACCCCUGAGCAGGAACGCAUAAGGCGCAUGAAAACUCUUCAGUCCCAACUGGAGUACCAAAAAGACUACCCCAUGGACUUUGAGAGGAGGAAGGACUACCAAUCCGUGCAUGAUGAUCCAAACACGAUCCGUGCCAAGGAAGCUACUCACCUUGCCAGCAAGGUAGAGUAUGAAUCAAGGUACCACAAGGAGAAAGACAUCUACAAGACAGUUGCUGACACCCCUGAAGGAGUCAGAGUCAAAGAUGUGGGCAAGAUGCAGAGUGAGAUUGAAUACCAGAAGCCAGACAAAGAGAGGAGACAGUACUAUCAAACUAUCACUGACGCUAAGGACAGUCAGAGACUGAAGGAGGUAGGGCACCUGCAAAGCCAGAUUGAAUACCAGAAAGACCACCCCAUGGGCUUUGAGGGAAGAAGAGACUACCAAGCAGUAUCUGACGACCCCGAAACUCUUCGCGUGAAAGACGUGACCAAGUUGUCGAGCGGAGUUGAGUACGUACGCAAAGACAAGCCCAGACGGGAGGUGUAUCAAACCGUCACAGAUGACCCUGAGGGAAAGAGAAUGAAAGAAGUGGGCAAGUUGCACAGCCAACUUGAAUACCAGAAAGACCACCCAAUGACAUUUGAGGGAAGGCAUGACUACACUGCGGUCUCGGACGACCCCGAAACUCUUCGUGUGAAAGAUGUGACUAAGAUGGCCAGCGGGUAUGAAUACCAAAGGAAAGACAAACCGCGCAGGGAGGUUUACCAAACUGUGACAGACGAUGUGGAGGCUAAGAGGAUGAAAGAAGUUGGGCAUAUGCAAAGCCAGAUAGAAUACCAGAGAGACCAUCCAAUGACUCUUGAAGGUAGGCUGGACUACACAGCUGUUGCAGAUGACCCUGAAACUCGCCGUGUCAAAGAUAUGACCAUCAUGGCUAGUGGGGUUGAGUAUGAGAGAAAGGACAAGCCAAGGAGAGAAGUGUACCAAACAGUCACCGAUGACAUGGAGUCUAAGAGGAUGAAGGAGGUUGGGAAACUACACAGCCAGGUCGAAUAUCAGAAGGACCAUCCGAUGACCCUCGAGGGUCGUCUUGACUACACGGCUGUUGCAGAUGAUCCCGAGACUCUCCGUGUCAAGGAUAUGACACUGAUGGCCAGUGGCGUUGAAUAUCAAAGGAAAGAUAAACCAAGAAGAGAAAUUUACCAAACGGUAACAGAUGAUAUGGAGUCAAACAGAAUGAAAGAAGUUGGAAAGCUUCACAGCCAAAUCGAGUACCAGAAAGAUCAUCCUAUGACACUUGAGGGCCGUCUCGAUUACACCUCAAUUGCCGAUGACCCAGAGACACGCAGGGUUAAGGAUGUUACAAUGAUGGCCAGUGGAAUCGAAUAUGAAAGGAAAGACAAGCCGCGGAGAGAGGUUUACCAAACAGUGACUGAUGAUAUGGAAUCAAAGAGAAUGAAAGAAGUUGGGCAUCUUCAAAGCCAGAUAGAGUACCAGAGAGACCAUCCGAUGACUCUUGAAGGCAGGUUGGACUACACAGCUGUUGCAGAUGACCCUGAAACCCGCAGAGUUAAGGAUAUGACUAUCAUGGCCAGUGGAAUUGAAUAUGAAAGGAAAGACAAGCCCAGGAGAGAAAUUUACCAAACGGUCACAGACGAUAUGGAAUCGAACAGGAUGAGAGAAGUUGGUAAACUGCACAGCCAAAUUGAGUAUCAAAAAGAUCAUCCAAUGACACUGGAGGGUCGUCUCGAUUACACCUCAAUUGCUGAUGACCCAGAGACCCGCAGAGUCAAGGAUGUUACCAUGAUGGCUAGCGAGAUAGAAUAUGAAAGGAAAGACAAGCCAAGAAGGGAGAUUUACCAGACUGUCACCGAUGACAUGGAGUCCAAACGAAUGAAGGAGGUUGGCAAGCUUCAUAGCCAGGUCGAAUAUCAAAAAGACCAUCCAAUGACCCUGGAAGGAAGGUUGGACUACACAGCUGUUGCGGACGAUCCGGAAACUCUGAGAGUCAAAGAUGUUACCAAGCUCUCUAGUGGUAUCGAGUACCAGAAGAAGGACAAGCCUAGGAGAGAGAUCUAUCAGUCAGUCACUGAUGAUGUUGCAACAGUGCAAGCAAAGGAUAGCCAAAGGCUGCAAAGCCAACUGGAGUAUGAGAGGCUGUAUCGUGAGAAGAAGGGUACUGGUAUCUUCACCAUGAUUGCCGAUGACAAAAAUCUUCAGCACGUCAAAGACGUGUCCAAGUUGGGAAGCCAACAGGGCUACACCAAGGACUUCCCAAUGGAGUUGGAAAAGCGUGGUGGUUACACGUCUGUUGAAGCCGAUCCCACAACCGAAAGGGCCAAAGAGGUGUACCAGUUCCAGAGUGAUGUUGAAUACCAGCGCAACUUCCGCCAGAGAAGGGGCAGCUUCACUGCCAUCACGGAUGAUGCCGCCACAAAGCACGCUCAGGAGUCUGGAAAGGUUUCGAACGAGCUAGCUUACACCAAGAACUUCCGUACACGGCGCGGAAGCUUUACCGCGGUCGUUGACACUCCGGAAGCACAGCGUGUCAAGGAGGUCAACAGGUAUCAGAGUGAACUGGAGUACAAGAAGAGGGCUCUGCAACGACGUGGAAGUUUCACUGCAGUUGUUGACGACCCUGUUACAGAGAGGGUGAAGGACUCGACAAGGCUAGCCAGUGAUACAAUUUACAAGGCAGCAGCACAUGAGAGAAAACAGGCAUACACCAUUGCUCUUGAUGACCCCAACACAGAGAGAGUUAAGAAUGUUUCAAAGAUGGUCAGCGACUUUGAGUACCAGAGAAUGUACCGUGAGAAGAGGGGAACUGGAAUCUUCACCUCCAUUGCGGAUGACCCGUUCAUAAAGCAUGCAAAAGAGACAGCAGAAUACCUCAGUUCAAACGUGUACAAGAAAGACUUCCCUGAAAACAUGGAGCGAAGGUCUGGUUACACGACCAUUGUUGAUGCAUCCGGGCUAAAACAUGCAAAGGAGGCAUCUGAGAUCCAAAGCUUGAUCAAGUACUACGAGAAGGGAAAAGAAGGGAAGUCAAAGUACACGUUGGUGACUGAUGACCCAGAGAGCAUGAGGAUGAAGGAUGUUGGGAAGAUGCAGAGCAGGAUCGAGUACGAGAAAGACUACGAGGCGUCAAAGGAUAAGUACACCAUGGUGGGAGACGAUCCACAGACGAGGAGAGUGCAGGAGAUGACCAAGUUGCAGAGCCAGUAUGAGUACCAGCGCACGUUCCUCGAGGAACGGGGUCUCGGCUGGUACACGGCAUGGCUGGAUUAUGACAAGGAGAUGGAGAGGCAGCUUGGGAUGAAGCACAUGUACAGCCAGGUGAAGUACAAGAAGGACUUCCCAGAGCAGAUGACAGGAAGAGAAGGCUACCAGAUGGUUGCAGAUGAUGUUCAGACUGUGCAUGCAUCAGAUAUGUCCAAAAUGCAGAGCAGGGUAGAAUACGAGAAAGACUAUCACGAGAAGAAGGGACUGUACACCACAACGACUGAUGAGAUGAGAGCAACGCAUGCCAAGGAAGUUGGUAAAUUGGCGAGCUCGGUGGAGUAUCCUGUUGACCACCCGAUGGAAUGGGAAAGGAGGAGAAAGUAUACUGCCGUGGCGGAUGAUCCCAAUACUCAGAGAGUCAAGGAGACAACAAAGUACCAGAGUCCGUAUGAGUAUGAAAGGGAACAUCGCAGAAAGAAGGGGCAAUACACAAUGGUCGCUGAUGACCGAGAGCAAGUGCGUGUUGUGGAGAUGAACAAGCUGCACAGUCUUGUGCAGUAUCACGAGACAUUUGAGAAAGAGAAGGGCCAGUUCACCACCGUACUGUUCGAUCCGGAAACAAAGCGAGUUGUCGAGCUGUCCAAGCUUCAGAGCAUGAAUUACUAUCAGCAAGAGUUUGAGAAGAACAAGGGCAACUACAUCACUGUCUUGUUUGACCCCGAGUCUCAGCGAUACAAGGAAGUGGGCAAACUCGCCAGUGAUGUGGAGUAUCAGAAAGAGUUCAAAGACCUCCGUGGCAAGUACACAGCCACUGCAGACACAGUUGCGACCAAACAUGCAACGGAGGCUGGCAAACUGCAAAGUCAGCUUGAAUACCAAAAGGACUUCCCGCAACAGAUGACAGAGAGGGCAGGAUACACCCCCGUAACCGACAAGGAAACCAUCCGCGUGGUCGAGAUGUCCCAGCUCCACAACCUCAUCAAGUAUCGGGAGCAAUUCGAGAAAGACAAGGACAGGUUCACAACCGUUCUGUUCGAUCCCGAGACUAAGCGUGUCGUGGAGCUUUCAAGCAUUCAGAGCGUCAUCCAAUAUGAGAAGAAAUACCAAGCAAACAAAGACAAGUACACGACUGUAAUGUUCGAUCCAGAGACCUCCCGCACGAUGGAGAUGUCGAAGCUUCAGAGCUUAAAUGAGUACCAUCUACAGUUUGAAAGAGACAAGGGUCAGUACCAGCUGGUCACUGACGAUCCUGUGUCUGAGAGGAUCAGGGAGGUGUCCCGCCACCAGAGCCAGUAUGAGUAUGUCAGGAAGUGGUUGGAAGAGAGAGGCAUCUAUCACUCAGCUCCUGAUGACAAGGAGCACAUGCGAAUCGUCGAGGUCAACAAACUUCAGAGCCUCCUGCACUACACUGAUGAGUACAAUAAGGAGAAAGGAAAGUACACCACCAUUCUAUUUGAUCCAGAAACCAAACGUGUGGUUGAGCUUUCCAAGCUACAAAGUGCAGUGCAAUAUCACGAGGAGUUUGAGAAAAACAAGGGCAAUUACAUCACAGUGUUGUUCGAUCCUGAAAGCAAGCGAUACAAGGAGGUUGGAAAGUGGCAGAGCGAUGUAGAAUAUCAGAAGGAGUUCCGUGGACUACGAGGAAAGUACACCUCUGUGGAAGAGGAUGUGCAGACCAAGAGAGCGAAGGAUGUUGGGAAGUAUCAGAGCCAGCUGGAGUACCAAAAGGAUUUCCCUCAAGAGUUUGAAGGAAGGACAGGGUACACUCCUGUUGCAGACAAGGAGACAGUCAGAGUGGUGGAGAUGUCUCAGCUUCACAGCUUGCUGAAGUAUCAGGAAGAGUUUGAGAAAGACAAGGGCAAGUACACGACGAUCCUCUUUGAUCCCGAGACCAAGAGGGUGGUUGAACUGUCCAGUAUCCAGAGCGCAAUUGCCUAUCAGAAGGAGUAUCAGAAGGACAAGGACCAGUUUACCACCAUCUUGUAUGAUCCUGAGACCCAGCGUUUCACAGAGCUGUCAAAGAUACAGAGCUUAGUAUCUUACCAUGACGAGUAUGAGAAAGAGAAGGGCAAGUACCACUCUGUUGCUGAUGACAUUGACAGCAAGAGACUCAAGGAUGUUGGCAAGUUUGCCAGCGAGACAGAAUAUCAGAAAGAAUAUCAGAAACUGAAGGCCUUCUACACAAUGGUCCCUGACAAAGAGAUGUUGAGAGUGAUAGAAAUGUCGCAGCUGCACAGUGUUGUGAAGUACCACGAAGAGUAUGAAAAGGACAAAGGAGACUUCACCACUGUCCUGUAUGAUCCAGAAACCAGGCGAGUUGUGGAACUCUCCUCAAUCCAGAGUAUCAACAAAUACCAGGAGGAAUUCGAAAAGAACAAGGGAAAAUACACCACCAUAUUGUUCGAUCCGGAGACCGAACGUGUUCAGGAGGUUGGAAAGAUACAGAGCAAUGUUGAAUACCAGAAGGCGUAUCAUGAGAUGAAGGGUAGUUACAGAACUGUAACAGAUGAUCCUGAAUCUGAACGUCUUAGGUCUGUUUCUAAGUGGCAGAGCAUGAGCGAAUAUCAGAAAGACUUCCCGUCCAAGUUCGAAGGUCGUCCAGAGUACCAGUCGUUGGCUGCCGACAAGGAAACUUUGAGAAUUGUGGAUGUUACAAAACUGCAAAGUUUGAUCAAAUACCAAGAACAGCACAAGGAUGACAUUGGCAAGUUUACCACUGUCCUAUUCGAUCCUGAGACCAAGCGUGUUCUGGAACUGUCAAAGGUGCAAAGUCUCCUCAAAUAUAAGGAAGAGUUUGAGAGUGAAAAGGGUGGAUACACAACUGUGCUGUAUGAUCCCGAAACUCAGAGGUUCAUUGACCUGUCCAGCAAGCAGAGCGAUGUUCAUUACCAUGAGCAGUAUGAAAAAGAAAAGGGCCAAUACACAUCGGUUGUUGACGAUGUUGAGACAAGGAGGCAGACAGGGAUAACUAAGGUCCAAAGCUCAGUGGUGUACCCGAAAGACUACCCGCUUCGUUACGAAGGUAGAUCGGGCUACACAACGAUCCCUGAUGACAAAGAGCUGCUGAGAGUUGUGAACCUUCAGAAAAUCCACAGUCUCAUCCGGUACAACAAGGAGUAUGAAGAUGAAAAGGGUGCUUACACCACUGUGAUGUUCGAUCCUGAAACCAAACGUCUGAUUGAGCUGUCCAAAAUCCAGAGCUUGAUCAAAUACCAGGAACAGUUCCAGAAGGAAAAGGGCAGCUUCACGACUGUUCUCUUCGAUCCUGAGACUAAACGUGCCAUCGAAGUUGGCAAGAUUCAGAGCCAGAUCCACUAUGGCCACACUCGCCUGGAGCAACAUGGACAGAAGUACCAUGCCGCCAUCGACGACCCCGAACUCAAGCGCCUCCAGGAAGUUGGAAAGUUCCAAAGCCAGGUUCUCUAUGGAGAGAUUAAGGACAAGGACGAUGCCAGCAAGGGGCGUGGCAAGUACACAACCAUCCAGCAGGAUCCAGAGAUGAAGAGACUGAAGGAGGCAAAUGCCUAUGCAUCAGAGGCUCAGGUAGCAGUGAGAAAGUUUGAUGAAAAGAAUCGGUACACCACGGUUCUGGACGAUCCAGAACUGAACCGUAUGAAGAACGUUGGCAAGUUCCAGAGUGAGCUGCAAUACAGGGACAAGAAGACCAGGAAGACUGGAGCCCGCUACACCAACGUCCUGGACGAUCCGGAAAUGAACAGAAUCAAGGGGGUGACCAAGAUGCUCAGCGAGGUGCAGUAUCGUGACCGAGAGUUAAAGGCAGGAAGAUUGACAGCAGUUACAGACGAUCUGGACACCGCGCGCGUCAAACGGAACACCAAAAUACAGAGCGAGACCCUGUACAGAAAGGACUUCAGCAAGGGCAGGGGUACUUUUACUGGUACCAAUGGCAUCAUGGACUCUAUGGAUUACGAAAGGAUCAAAAGAGCUUCCAAACUAAGUAGUGAGAAUGAGUACAGGAAGGGGAGGAAGAUAAACAUGUACAAUGCCGUCCUGGACACACCGGACAUGGCCAGAAUCAGAAACGCAACAAAGAUCUCCAGCGAGGUGAAGUACCAUGAGGACUUCGAGAAGCAGAAGGGGAAGGCGUACCACACGGUAAUCGACGACCCGGAGCUGACGCGGGUCAAGAAGAACACGGUGAUCCAGAGCAACCUGGCGUACCAGGGCGUCAAGGAGAAGCUUCAGACGAUGGAGUCGCGGCGACAGAUGAUCCCAGGGGAACACCCCAUGCCACAGCCGGCAGGGCAGCAGCUCGGAACACUGAUGGACCCCACCCACCGCAUGGAAAGCAUGAGUAUCCAGGACGGGCACGAACGCAUGAUGCAACAACAACUACAACAACAACAGGAGGAGGAGGCCCGGCACCUGGCCAGCAUGCGCAGGCAGGAGAACCCCCCUAUCUCCAUCCAAAAAAUGGAAGCCCGGAUGGCUGCUGAUGCUUCCUAUGCCCAGUUCAAGGCCAAGGGGAAGGGCAAAGUUGGAGGACGCUACAUGCCCAUCAGACUGGGCGAUCCAGGCUCCAUCUUUGAUUACGAACCCUAUCAAGGCAAGGAGGAGGCAGGAAGGGCUAUCUAUGAAAAGGACACGAAAAAGACCUUUGUUACCACUGCCACAUGGAAGCCAGCCAAGCCCAUACGCACCAUUGAAGACUUUGUGGUGGAGGAAUCCACAGAUGUCAGCGCUGCCAAAGUUGAGGAAGCCAUGGAGGCCAGAGACAAACUUACUGAGAUGGAUAUGGAGUAUGAACGCAGGCAAGGGGAGGGUCUCUCGUACGAGUACGACCCAGAGAAAUAUUCCCACCACUACUGGUCUAAGACCACAGGUGAACUGGGUGGAGUUGUCACCACCUCCGGCAUGAAGUACCGCAAGAUCGAGGACUUCCUCAACCUCAAUGCAGACUUAAUCUACACCACAGAGAACGAGUCGUCGACCAGAGAGAGCGCCUCCGAGUCGUCGGGCAUGUGGGAUUACGAUCCCGACAAGUACUGGAAAGCCAGGGGAUACAGAAUCUCUGCAGAACAACGCUACCAACAGGUCAGGCUGAAGCCAGGCAAGAUUGAAGACUACGACCCCAUGACCCAUCCUGAUGCACAGCAGCCUAAGUUUGAGGCUCCCGCUGCUGUCAGUGAACCAGAGCCAACAAUCCAGUCAGGGCAAAACGUGAUGCGCGCGGUGUUCGACUACACCGCCGCUGAGGACGACGAGAUCAGCUUCAUGGACGGUGACGUCAUUGUCAACUGCGUGAAGAUCGACGACGGGUGGAUGACCGGGACGGUGCAGCGUACCGGACAGAGCGGCAUGCUGCCGGCAAACUACGUGGAGCCCAUGUCGUAGACAGCAGCAUUCAACGCUUAAACAAAAAAGAAAAACUCCACUCGUCAAAGAAAUCACAACCUCUUCACAUACACGAUGUUAUAACAACGACAGAUUGCGGACGACCUAGCUAGCUAUGGAGCCAUACUAGCACUGCACCAUCCUUGGCAACGGAAAUAAAGUAACAGUUGCGGCGCUUUUUUGGUAAAAAAUAUGGAACUUUUUACGAGCUGAACUGUAAUCUAGAAGAUAGGUUUUGAGGAAUCUAUAAUUGCAAUGAAGAAACAGUUGAAUGUUACGAAAAAUUAGAGAAAAAUGCCAGGAUGUGAGAUCUUUUUCUACACUUAGGGCUGACCACUUCUAGCCUGGAAGAACGUCUUCCCAGUUUCACGUCUAAUGUCUAAACAAGGAGUGACAAAAACUCCUCUUUGUCUGGAUUUGAUGAAUGAGAAUGAAUGCCAGGAUUUUACUACAUAUUCCUGAUGUUUCUGGGAUUUGUAUUAUUUUAAGGACCGGAAAGUAUGUGAGAGAUUCCCCUGAAUCGGUCUAUUCCACAGGGGAACCAAACCUCAUGUUUUGCGAAACACUACAAAACGUGUAGACCUUAUUAUGUUUGGAUGGGUGUAUAACUUACCUUUCAGCCAUAGAAAUAGUAGAGGUAGAUGCAGUAACUAGUUUGAAAGCUGAACUUUAAACAUGUGCCUUUAUAUUUGUAGGACGUUAACUUUGAGUUUGAAAAUGAUCAAACGUUGUAUCACUGCAAUAGCAUUUUAUUUAUCAUUGAUCAUACGUAGGUGAUUUUGUUCGUUUUUAGUGUACUUUAUCACUAAGUCAUUGUAACUAUCGGCUUUUUGUUAGCUUUAAUCUGAAACUAGCAAGUUUGAGAGUUUGUGUAGAGUGAAUGGCCGUGAAACCUCGACUGUUGUGCAUGUAUAGACAACUAUACCUAAGUUAGGGAGUUUAUCCCUUGUAUCUAGUAACUUGAGGCUUACAUAGCAAAAAAAAACUUUGUAAGAAACAUUUCUAAGUACCGUGCCAUACUGUACUGUACCUUUCCCUUCACCAGUUCAUGGACAUUUUGCAGGGAAUGUUUUAAGAGAACUUUUUUUUUGGGUGAAACUUGUAAAAUUUCUUUGAGCGUGAGUGAACCUAUGUGAGUGCAGUAAGGUGGGGCGGAGCACAGAGCGGCUGCACACGUUCUGUGUUAAUACGCCGCGCCCCGAACAAGCAUGCGUGGUGUGUGCCUCGCUUUACCAAAGACUCUGGCGUAGUCUUGCAAUGUGAUGACAUCACCUAACACUCAUCUGCACAUCUCUAGACAAUAAAGUUAUAUCCCCUGAUGUA